Urocitellus parryii (Arctic ground squirrel) is the source of this 1698-nucleotide messenger RNA. RefSeq names its product interleukin 22 receptor subunit alpha 1 (gene Il22ra1). Gene Ontology annotation, cellular component: plasma membrane. Gene Ontology annotation, molecular function: cytokine receptor activity; protein binding. Gene Ontology annotation, biological process: cytokine-mediated signaling pathway. The record is from RefSeq and is a predicted model, not a curated record. NCBI's taxonomy places the organism in Eukaryota, Metazoa, Chordata, Mammalia, Rodentia, Sciuridae.
AUGAGGACGCUCCUGACCAUCCUGGUGGUGGGAUCCCUGGCCGCUCACGUUGCUGAGGAUGCCUCUGAUCUUCUUCAACACGUGAAAUUCCAGUCCAACAACUUUGAAAACAUCCUGACGUGGGACGGCGGGACAGACAGCACCCUCGGCACCGUCUACAGCGUGGAAUAUAAGAAGUACGGGGACAUCGCGUGGCUGCCAAAGGCAGGCUGCCAGGGGAUCACACGGAAAUCCUGCAACCUGACCAUGGAGACGGGCAACCACACUGAGUUCUACUAUGCCAGGGUUACGGCCAUCAGCCCUGGAGGCCGGUCGGCCACCAAGAUGACCGACCGGUUCAGCUCUCUGCCACACACUACCAUCAAACCACCUGAUGUGACCUGUAUCCCCAAAGUGAGAUCCAUUCAGAUGAUUAUCCAUCCCACCCCCACGCCCAUCCGUGCAGGAGAUGGCCACCAGCAAACCCUGGAGGAGAUGUUCCCAGACCUGUUCUACCGUGUGGAGCUCCACAUCAACCACACCUACAAAAUGCACCUGGAAGGACAGCAGAGAGAAUACGAGUUCUCUGGCCUGACCCCGGACACCCAGUUCCUGGGGACCACCAUGAUUCUGAUUCCCACCUGGUCCAAGGAGAGCGCCCCCUAUGUGUGCCGCGUGAAGACGCUGCCAGACCGGACGUGGGCCUACUCCUUCUCGGGGGCCGUCCUCUUCUCCAUGGGCUUCUUGGUGGCCAUGCUCUGCUACCUGAGCUACAGAUACGUCACCAAGCUGCCGGUGCCUCCCAACUCCCUGAACGUCCAGCGCGUCCUGACCUUCCAGCCGCUGCGGUUCAUCCAGGAGCACGUGCUGGUCCCCGUCUUUGAGCUCGGCGGGCCCAGCGGCCUGUCCCAGCCCGUCCAGUACUCCCAGGUCGUGGUCUCGGGGCCCAGGGAGCCCCCAGGAGCCGCCCAGCUGCACGGCCUCCCCGAGAUCUCCUACUUAGGGCAGCCAGACAUCUCCGUCCUCCAGCCCCGCCACGCGUCACCUCGCCAGACUGUCUCCCCACCGUCCUGCACCCCGAAGGCCACCCCUGAGGUCGGGCCCCCGGCCUACACACCUCAGGUGGCCUCUGAAGCUAAAGCCCCGAGCUACGCUCCGCAGGCCACCACCAAGGCCCAGCCGCUCCCCUACACCCCCCAGGCCUCCCUGGACAGCUUGGCUGCUUCCUACGGGGUGUGCGUGGACAGCUCUGGAAAAGACUCCCCCUCGGGCACACUCUCGGGGCCCAAGCACCUCAGGCCCAAGGGGCAGCUCCAGAAAGAGGAGCCAGCUGGGAGCUGCCUUCCAGGUGACUUGUCUCUGCAGGGGGUGGCCUCCAUGGCCCUGGAGGAGCUCUGUGUGGACGGAGCACCCGGCCUGAACGGGGAGCCGGGGACACYGCAGUACCUGGGGGGCCAGCUGUCCCUCCUCUCCUCCGUCCAGAUCGAAGGCCACCCCGGGUCCCUCUCUUUGCACACUCCUGCCCUCUCCUGCUCCCCCUCAGACCAGGAGCCAAGUCCCUGGGGCCUGCUGGAGUCCCUGGUGUGUCCCAAGGAUGAGGGUCUGGUGUCCAAGGCUGAGGCCAAGAGCCCAGCCCCUGGGGCCUCAGAGCUGGAGCCGCCCACGGAGCCGGGCUCRCUGUUCAAGGAGCUGGCCCUGACCGUGCAGUGGGAGUCCUGA